AUGGUAAAAAAUAAUAAUGAAGAUGAUGAUAAAUAUAAUCAAAUCGAACGUUUUCUUUUACAUGCAAAAACAAGAACAGUAGCAUCAUCAGGUGUUAUCAAUAAUUUAAUUCACCCAUCAAUAAUCUCAAGUCAAGAAAAUACAUAUCCAUCUUUGGAUAAUUCACCAUCAACAGAAAUAUGUAUGUCUAAUCCUUGUGAGAAUGAAGGUAUCUGUAUUUCAACUGGACAAAUGACAUAUGAAUGUAAAUGUGUAGGUCCAUGGCGAGGCAUACAUUGUAGUAAUGGUUUAAAAAAACGAAGUCUUACAAAACGACAAUCGCUUUAUCAAUUAAUGCAGGAAAUGAAACGAAAUAAAAAUAAACAAGAUGAAAAUGAUGGAGGAAGACCUUAUUAUGAUUUUCGAAAUGGAAUUUAUUUUUAA
Molecule: messenger RNA, 423 nt
Organism: Adineta steineri
Lineage: Eukaryota; Metazoa; Rotifera; Eurotatoria; Adinetida; Adinetidae
Source: the annotation of a GenBank genome assembly